AUGGCAUUACAUAACGACGAGGGCGAGAUAUUAUGGACGAUGGCGUUCAACUCUACAUGUACAACUAAACAACCCGAGAGCUGGUUUGCAGCCCAGAGACUUAUAUCUGCAGAAGAAGAUACAAUCAUGGAGAAAAAAAAAGACGAUUUAGUACUCAGGUUUAAUGAAUCGAUGAUAUCGGUGGCGAGAAAGAACGGAAGGAAGUGGUUAUCUGUCGAAUGGUCUGAUAACGCUGGUCCCAAAAUGGCUUUCUCUAGUACUAGUGCCAGAAACCCAUCAGAUUUAAGUAGCGUGUCCUACUCUGCCAACAGUGAAAGGAUUAAAACGGAAUCGUAUGAUACCUAUUUAACAACAGGAGAAGAAUAUAAGGUAUUUCGUCCAGAUUAUUCAAGUAGUGACAAACAAUUCUUCCCCGUAGCAACAACUAAAGCUAAAAGUAUAGGAUUUAAUUAUACCAGACUGACCUACGGAAAUGAAAUUUACUUUUUCAUAAUGUCAAAUCAUGGUGAACUUGUGGAAGGAAUCAAAAAAUAUCUUGCAGUUGACAAAGUCCAAACAUCAUUGUACAAACGUCACCAGACAAGCGCCGUCGAUUAUCGUGGUUCAGCUGUUGUAUUUGGACUAUUAGGACUUUUUCUUCUCCUCACCGUACUUUUGUUAGUCGUCUUACUCGAUGCUGCCACUCUAGGGCGUCAUUUGAAAAUGAUGAAAUUUAACACUAGUCAUUUUCGAAAUUUUAUCAAUUUGAAAUUAAAAAGGAUCAAAAGGUCAUUUAAAAAUAAGAAUGCUAAAGAAAAUGCCAGCGAUGUGGAAAGUACACAGCAACGUUCAAAUACACGCAAAUCACCAAAUCAGACUAUUAAUAGAACAGUAAGUGUUAAUGUCAACAAACAGGAUGUGGCAACACGAAUAGGUUCAAAUCAUCUAUUUGAGAAGAAAUUAAUAAAGACAAUUAAAAGACCAAACAUAGCAGUUACUGCCAGUAGUAAGCAAUUGGAUAAGCUGACACCAGGAAUUGUCAGAUCGAGUCGAAAUCCCACACAAAAGGGUUCACGCCAAAAGGUGAAGAUACCGACUAAACCGUAG
This is a messenger RNA of Lottia gigantea (owl limpet), 1086 nucleotides long. RefSeq lists its product as hypothetical. The transcript has 5 exons. The record is from RefSeq and is a predicted model, not a curated record. The coding region runs from base 1 to 1086 and encodes 361 amino acids. Lineage: Eukaryota; Metazoa; Mollusca; Gastropoda; Lottiidae.